This is a messenger RNA of Drosophila persimilis, 3192 nucleotides long. RefSeq names its product tetratricopeptide repeat protein 14 homolog. The coding region runs from base 115 to 3015 and encodes 966 amino acids. The record is from RefSeq and is a predicted model, not a curated record. The transcript is spliced from 8 exons. NCBI's taxonomy places the organism in Eukaryota, Metazoa, Arthropoda, Insecta, Diptera, Drosophilidae. Gene Ontology annotation, molecular function: protein binding.
AAAAUAUUUAAUUUUUAAUAAGUAAACACGAUUUCAGACAAAUAAAUUGUGUUUAAAGCAAGAGGACGCCCAUUGUGAAAAUUUUUUCGGGGGCUGGGCCACUCAACAGACAAAAUGAAUAUUGAAUAUAUCGGCAAGGCGAUCAGCUACCAUGGCCAGCCGCUGCAAAAGAUUUGGGACGAUGAGCGUGGCAGCGAGGAGUUGCGCCAGAUGGGCCUCACCCAAAUGAACUUCAGUGUGUACCUGGAGCGACAGAAGUAUUUUACAUUUCAGGAGCGUGCCAAGCGCCUCAAAGUGCAUCAGUUCUUGACCAGAAAGGCGACGGAGCUGUACGAUCGUGGUCUGGUUGCCAAUGUUAUGGAGGAUUCUGUGGUGGCAAUCGGUAGCGAAUGCCUUGUUCAGCAGCCCCCAUACGAGUUCUUCACACAACUCAAGGACAAACGUAAAGCCUGGACAUAUCGCUUGGAUGUCCUCAAACAGGGCAGCAUUAUCUAUGCCUCGGUCAUGAGUUUGCCCCGUUUCAAUCGUUUGAUGGUUAAGCCCCUGUGCUCUGAAGAACCACUGCACGUGUAUCUGGCAGAUAUACCCAUAAAGGCCACCAUAAUGCAAACAAAUUGGGGGCCUCUGCCACUGGACAAACAGGGAAAUCCGCGUCAAUUCGGUCCCAACGACAUACUCCGCUGCGAGAUCUGUCAAAUCUCAUCGGAUGCCGAACGUCUGGCCCUGAAUAUGAUUGGCAUGUACCAGAAAUCGCCAGAUCUGAAGCUCGGGCUCUGCGACAUCAAGGAUCUGCCCAAAUACUAUCGGCAAAUCCAUAAUCUGGAGCAUCCUUCAUCCGUGCACUAUGAGGAUAUGUUGCGUUUUGCGCCGGAAUUCGAGAAUCCCAACUAUGAUUUACUCUUUCAAGUGAAUGGCCUGCAGCCCAACGAGAACUUUUCAAUGAUGGGACACCUGAAGUUUGGCUACCCGGAGGCGGAAUAUGCCACAGAGCUGCGACAGAAGCAGGCCUCCCAGUGGGCAUUUCGCUCCGUGGCUGAUGGCAUUGAGCACUUUAAGAAUGGCCAGCAAGUUGAGGCCUUUCAGUGCCUGAAUAAGGCAUUGAACAUUGAUCCGCGCAAUGUUGAGGGCUUGGUGGCGCGCGGUGCCCUCUACGCGAAUCGUGGCAGCUUCCUAAAGGGUCUGCAAGACUUCGAGAAGGCCCUAAGCUUGAAUAAGUACCAUGUGAAUGCGCGUAUAUACAUGUGCGAGACCCUGGUGGCACUUGGACGUAGCUACGAAGAGAAGAACUGCAUACCCGAAGCGGUCAAGGCCUACAAUGAUUGCCUGAAUCUAUUGCCCCAGCAUGCGGAGGCACGUCUCUCGUUGGAUGCUCUCCAGCGCUGCUCAAAUCUGCCUCCAGGAGUCGUAGUCCCACCCCCAGUCCCAGUCGGAAAUGCUGUUGGCGAUGGUAAGCAUACACUGAACAGCACCGAUGUUGUCGAUUUGGCCCAAACAUCGGACGAGUCCAGCUCCUCCAGUGGCGGCAGUGUUGAAAGUGAUAGCGAGGAUCCAACUGGAAGAGCACGUGACAACAGCAGCAGCGGCACACAUCAGCCACAGUUUGGCGGCGGUGGCGGUGACGACAAGCUGGCCAUCAUCGAUGCCGAAAAGGCCAACGAAUUCAAGCUGGACGAAGACGAGACCAUCUCCAAUGUCCGGCGACUGCUGCGCGAGGCCAACAAGCACAAAAAGGCCAAAAAGAAGGGUAAAAAGAAAAAGGAUAAAAAGGAAAAGAAAUCGAAAUCAAGGUCCAGAAACAACAGCAUCGCCGGGGACGAUGAUGAUGUGGAUCCCAUCGAACUGCUCAAAAAGAUUGACAUUAAAGAGGCCUUCAGGCUAAUGCAAAAUGUCGGCAGCGAUGCCGAACUGAAAGCCAGGCUACGGGAGUACUUGCAAAAGGGUGGCGGACACAAUGCCUCACCGCCGCCACCACCACCGUCGAUGGCACGCAAACCGGAACCGUUUGGAGGCGGCAACAAAAGGACAAGCUACGAUGACAUGGGACCCAGCACUUCACGGCAUGCGCAUGCAGCAGCUUCUGCUUUUACCUCGAAUGCUGCAGCUGCUGGUGCAAGUACCAGCGUACAGGUGGCACAGCAGGUGGCAGCCAGAUUCCAGGAUCAAAAGAAACCACUACAGCAGGCACAGGUGCAGCCGACGCCCAGGUUCUCCUUCCAAAUCAAGCGGCCCCUGCAAAUGGACAAGUUCGGAUUGCUGCGUCUGGCCGUACCGGAUCCGCAGAAGACUAUUGGGCGCAGCAGCAGCUCGCGUAGUCGGAGCCGCAGCCGGAGUCGCUCGAACAGGAGACGCAGCGAGCGGCGUCGCAGCACAUCGAGGCGCAGAAGCCGUCGCAAUUCGCGUUCCCGUUCACACAGCCCAUUGCGACGUACCAGAACCAGGUCGCGGUCGAGGAGGCGUCGUUCUAUAUCGCGUUCCCGCAGUCGCUCCCGAUCGCCACGACGAUUUGGUGGCCGAUUUGGACGUGGUCGACGCUUCGAGCGACGCUCUCGCUCACGUUCCGUUCACCGGCGGCGUACGCCGUCGCCCUUUGUGCCGCGCCGCACACCAUCACCAUUUGUGCCUCGGCGCACACCCUCGCCAGCGUCACGUUUCCGACGCACUCGGUCCCGCAGCCGGUCGCGCAGCUACAGUCCGCGUCGCUUUCAAUCUCGCUUUAUGCCACGGGGACGUGGCCGCGGACGCGGCAGGAGCCAGAAUCGAUACUCGUGGUUUAACCAUGACCAGCGGCCGAAUACUCGGGCCUCGGAAUCGAAUGGACGUAGUGUUAGUCCGGCCAAAAAGGACGACGGUCUUGAUUCUAAAAAGAGAUCCGAUGAUCCGAAAAGGAGCGCCGAUGGUCACAAAAAGAAUGCAAAUGAUCCCACCAUCGAAGAGGUGGACGAAAUGAUCAAAAAUGCACAAAAGGAACGCAAACAGGGACUCAUCGAGGCGACAUCCAAGGAGGUCAAAGAUUAAACAAAAGCAGCGUUAAGUUAUAUUUUAGUUCUUAUGCAUAUUUGAUUUUGAUAUUCAAAAACUUGUAAUAUGUUCGUUCUCCUUAACCAAUUAUUGGACACCAGAAGCCGACUACUCAAUAAAGAAGCUUUCGAAGCAAAACUCUUCUAGCAUGUCCUGCAUGCUGUGUUAACCCAA